GCUUUGUACCAGUACAUACUUACAUACCAGAGAAGAAAGACUUGCGAAAUACUGGAGACGUGAAAAAUGCGAAAUACCUGUGUAAUCUUAUUACUAUUGGGAUUUGGUGAAAUCGCAUCAGGUCAAUGGGAUCCACAUUACGCGGUUGGGCACGAAGGUAUUGUUCAUCUAUUCGAAUGGAAGCAUUCUGACAUCGCAACCGAGUGCGAAGACUUUUUGGGACCUAAAGGAUAUGCCGGAGUUCAGAUAUCUCCGGUCCAAGAGAAUGUCAUCAUCGAUGGACGACCUUGGUGGGAACGUUACCAACCAAUUUCGUACCAAUUGACUACAAGAUCUGGCGAUGAAGCAUCUUUCAGAGACAUGACGAGACGCUGCAAUGACGCCGGAGUUAGAAUCUAUGUGGAUGUGUUGUUGAAUCACAUGUCACAAAAUCACAACAUUACUAUCGGUACCGGCGGAUCUACCGCCGAUCCACAAAAUCGAAACUAUCACUCCGUUCCUUAUGGAAAAAAUCAUUUCCACGAUCCACCAUGCUUGGUAUCAAACUACACCGAUCCCAACAAUAUGAGAAACUGCGAAUUGAACGGAUUGCAUGAUCUGAAUCAAGGCUCUGAUUACGUAAGAGAUAAAAUUGUCAGCCUAAUGAACCGUCUCAUAGAUUAUGGUGCUGCUGGUUUUCGAGUUGAUGCUGCGAAGCACAUGUUGCCUGAGGAUCUCGCGGUCAUAUUUAGCCGUUUGAAUAACUUGAGCACCGACCAUGGAUUUCGUCCUGGUAGUCGUCCCUUCAUCUAUCAAGAAGUGAUCGACAAUGGGGGCGAGGCUAUCAGCAGUACCGAGUAUACUCAUCUCGGUGCAGUGACAGAGUUCAAGUACAGUUUGAAGAUCAGUGAUUUAUUCACCGGAAAGAACUCCUUGAAAUAUCUCGUCAAUUGGGGACCGGAAUGGGGUUUCCUUCCGGGCCAAUAUGCCUUGGUAUUCGUUGACAAUCACGAUAAUCAACGCGGUCACGGAGGUGGUGGACAAAUUCUCACCCACAAACAAUCCAGGCAAUACAAGAUGGCUGUAGCAUUCAUGCUCGCUCACACAUACGGCAUUCCUCGCGUGAUGAGUUCGUUCGCAUUCGAUAAUACAGACGCUGGACCGCCAGCUGAUGAGCAAGGAAAUAUAAUUUCCCCAAUUUUCAACUCUGAUCUUAGCUGCGCUAAUGGAUGGGUCUGCGAGCAUCGUUGGCGUCAGAUAUACAACAUGAUUAAUUUCCGAAAUGUAGUGGCUGGAACAGCUAUCAAUAACUGGUGGGAUAACGGCAGUAAUCAAAUAUCAUUCUGCCGUGGAAAUUUGGGAUUCAUUGCGAUCAAUGCGGACAGUCGGAGUCUUCGGGAAAAUCUUCAAACUUGUCUGCCAGCCGGUAUAUACUGUGAUGUGAUAUCAGGUAAAUUAGAAAAUGGCAGUUGCACGGGGAAAACUGUUACCGUAAAUCAAGAUGGGACGGCUUAUAUCGAGAUAUCAACGUCUGACUACGACGGCGUUCUUGCGAUUCAUAGGAAUAGCAAAGUUGGACGAUGAUAAAAACCGAACUGUGAUUACCAAAAUACGUAUAACGAAAAGAAUAUAAUGUGAAACAUCGAAGACUGAUUUCUCUUCUUCUGAAACUCAAUAAUUAUAUUAUGAAUAAAUAAUGUGUACGCCAUACCAUGCAUGAGUCCUAACAUCA
Messenger RNA from Athalia rosae (coleseed sawfly), 1711 nucleotides. RefSeq names its product alpha-amylase A-like. The record is from RefSeq and is a predicted model, not a curated record. The transcript has 5 exons. NCBI's taxonomy places the organism in Eukaryota, Metazoa, Arthropoda, Insecta, Hymenoptera, Athaliidae. Bases 67 to 1563 code for a protein of 498 amino acids. Gene Ontology annotation, biological process: carbohydrate metabolic process. Gene Ontology annotation, molecular function: alpha-amylase activity; cation binding.